This is a messenger RNA of Laccaria bicolor S238N-H82, 456 nucleotides long. RefSeq lists its product as uncharacterized. Bases 1 to 456 code for a protein of 151 amino acids. The transcript has a single exon. The record is from RefSeq and is a predicted model, not a curated record. Lineage: Eukaryota; Fungi; Basidiomycota; Agaricomycetes; Agaricales; Hydnangiaceae.
AUGUUUGAUGAUUUCAGUGGUAAUGAAGACACUCCAACUCCUCCUCAAAAGCACUCUGACUUGCAACUUGACAAUGAUUCAGAUGAUGAAGAAGAUCCAGAUUAUAAGGAUAUUGAAUAUGACAAUGCUUUUAAUUUAACUGAUGAAGAAUUGAGGGCAAUUUGUCUGUGUAUACAAGAGGUGGCACUUCCAACUUGGGUAGCAAGACCUUUUACAAACCUUGGAGAAGCCAGCCAUGGUAAACUCAAAGCUGAUGUAUAUCUUGUCCUAUUUACAGUCAUUUUGCCUCAUGUACUUCCUGGGCUUUGGUGGAACAAAGGUAACAAGGAGGAGCUCUUUACUCUCCCCCACCUAUUCCUACUGGACUCCUACUGGAUUCCCGGAAUCCUACCGGACUGGACUAGGACUGGGACACAUUUUAUGUUGGCUGAUCACCAUACAAAUUUUGUAUCCUAG